AUGGCUACCUGUUUGGUCAUGACUCAGCUGUUUGGUGAUGAAUUACUGGAAGUUCUUUCAAGUACAUCAAAGAGCCCAGGAGAAGAAACCCCGAGCUCGACUCAAGAUUCGUAUCCGCUACCACAACUUAGUCAACCGCAAUUGCAUUGUCGCGUCAAAGUUGUACCGAAGACAGUACCCUCCACAUUCAAAUCGUUAUCGGUUGCACUACGUCAGGUUGUCGACAAACAAACAACUCUGUUUCCAGUGAAGUCAACACUUGACGGUCUACAUCUCUUUACUGCUGAAAUACUGGAGUUAAGGCGCCGCGAAUUUGUGACCAAGCGUGGUUAUCCGGAGUGUUUGUUAGACCAGCCAGCAGGGGACAACUCAUUUAGCUCGCAAAACGUGAAUGGCACGCCAGACGCUACGAAGACGUACGUAAAGAAGCAACUUUCGAGCGAACAGGUCCCUCAGAAGGAGCACAUGGUGAGUAUCGCAGGAAGGAAUCUCAAUAUGAGCGGUAAAGAAAAGCGGGGCACUAUCGCCGGAACUGAGUACGUGGAAAACAACAACGAUUCUCUGACAAGGUCUACGAGUCCAACGACCAAGAGAUUGAAACAAGAAGCCGAGCGAUCAAAUGUUGGAAUUGGGGUAACCGCAAAUAAAGAACUAGACGAAAAGAUUGACGCUCUGCUGGAAGAUGCAAAAAACAACGCACACACAGGGUAUCCACGAUAUGAAUUUAUUCCUGUUUUUGAAAAAGAUGCAACAGACGCGAAGCCAAUAGGGAAAACGAAAACAAAUCCUGGUUGCAAUUUCCAACUGGGCGCCUAUUGGUCAGGCAGUGCUUGCCUAUCAUUCUUCUCAAUGGAUAAGACGAACAAAAAUUCGGAGGCCAUACCUGAAGAUUGGCGCAUCUUCAGUGCGCCAAUAUCUUGUAUACGUGUGUGCAAAAUUCCGUCAUCCAGAAACAGCCCUUUCAUUUUGCAGGACACGGACGAUCAUGCCUCUCUGCAAAGUGCUGAUUCGCUCUAUCUGCUUGUUGGACUAAUCAACGGAAAUUUGAUUGUUCGUGACUUAUACUCCCGGCUUUAUCUGCGCACAGUGAAUGUAUGCUCUGGAAUAAUCAUCGAGGUGAAUGUUUUAAACCCAUGCGAACCAUCAAGCAAAAACCUUGAUAUAUCGCUCAUUCAUACAUCUGUGAGUCGGCGUUCUCCCCCAGAAGUACUAUUUCUGCGAUUAUCACCCGAUCGAACCGACGUAUUGAGCAUGCCGAACAAAGAGACCUACCACGCAGUUGCUAUGCUACAAUUGGAUGGAUGCCUCAGUCUCACUGCAGGUCUGCGGUCAGAUUCGGAACUGGUGCUAUUCCUACCAACUGGGCACUCACAGAAGCCGAAGGUUGACCAACUUCGGUACAUCCGCGUCCAGCUGCCGCGACCAUACGUCAUAAGCCUCAGCUGUGGUACAGUCAGUCUGCUGCCUAGGUCACAAUUUGAUUCAAUUGGAGAAGAGCUAUCCAACCAGCUACGACUGACCGCUGCAGAGAAUGGAAACGAAAUAUAUCUGUGGAUACGUGCUGUUUCAAGGAAUGUGACUGAUGAACUUGGAGCUCAGAACGAAAAGCUAUUUCGCGUUAAGCUUUAUCCUUUCCCUUGGAAAGACGCUGAAACCGAAAAUGCAGGAGUAGCUGCCUACGAAAGCGGGGAACUCAGCGAAACGUGUGUCACGAAAAGGAUGAACUCAGCUUCACUCAUGGACUGGGCCGAAACAAUCUUACGACAAAGGAGCGUCACACGAGAUCGAAGGCGUGAUGAAUUCGUGAAACUGUGGCAAGCACUUCCUACGCGUGUGGAAAAAUUGGUGGUCGAGUGA
Dicrocoelium dendriticum is the source of this 1857-nucleotide messenger RNA. Lineage: Eukaryota; Metazoa; Platyhelminthes; Trematoda; Plagiorchiida; Dicrocoeliidae. The record is from the annotation of a GenBank genome assembly.